This is a messenger RNA of Myxocyprinus asiaticus (Chinese sucker), 874 nucleotides long. RefSeq names its product axonemal dynein light intermediate polypeptide 1-like. Bases 51 to 821 code for a protein of 256 amino acids. Gene Ontology annotation, cellular component: filopodium; axoneme. Gene Ontology annotation, molecular function: dynein heavy chain binding. NCBI's taxonomy places the organism in Eukaryota, Metazoa, Chordata, Actinopteri, Cypriniformes, Catostomidae. The transcript is spliced from 6 exons. The record is from RefSeq and is a predicted model, not a curated record.
UUCAAGUGCUAAAUUUCUGUACAUUUAAUUUACAUCGUCACACUGUAAGCAUGAUUUCUCAAGACUCCUUGUUAAAGUAUGAUUAUCCACUGUUAGUGAGCAAGAAUACAGAGAGGAAAUCACCAAAGAGUCGCCCUUUGAAAGUGAUUCCUCAACAGAUGGCAGUCAAAGGCCCAGUCCCACCUCCACCCAAACCCAAGAGUCCCUCAGAAGAUGCCAACAAGCAGCAAACUGAAGAGAUCCUAAAUGCUAUCCUACCACCAAAGGAAUGGAUUGAGGACAACCAGUUAUGGGUGCAACCAGUGUCCAGUGCGCCAUGCACACGAAUGGAAGUUAUUAACUUGCAAAAAGAGCUGGAUCAAAAACUGCAGCAGAAGCAGGCGAGAGAGACGGGCAUUUGUCCAGUCCGUAGGGAGCUAUACUCUCAGUGCUUUGAUGAGUUAAUCAGACAGGUUACCAUUAACUGUGCUGAGAGGGGCCUUCUGCUGCUGCAAGUAAGGGAUGAGAUUUGCAUGACCAUCACUGCCUAUCAAACACUGUACGAGAGUAGCGUGGCUUUCGGCAUGAGAAAAGCAUUGCAGGGGGAGCAAGGAAAGUCUGACUUGGAGAACAGGAUUUUGGAGUUGGAGAAUGAGAAGCAGAAUUUGGAGAGGCAGGUGAAUGAGCAGAAGGCUAAAUGCGAGGCCAUCGAGAAACGGGAAGCAGAGCGGAAGGAAAUUGAGGAUAAGAAGCAUGCUGAAGAAGUCCAGUUCCUCAAACGAACCAAUCAGCAGCUCAAGGUGCAGCUGGAGGGCAUAAUUACCCUGAAGAAUAAAGCCUGAAUAUUAUUCAGAAAAUUAUUUAAAAAAACCAAAAAAUAAAAUACAAAUUUCAG